GGCUGCGAAUUUUUGCAUGAUAGAAGGGACCCUUUCACAAAUUAUAAUUUUUCCAUUGUCAACCCCUCCUUUUUACUUUCACGGGAAAAUAUGGCUCUGUUCUCAAAAUUUAGAGCGCAAGCGAUUAGAGCCUUUACUGCUCAACAAACCUUUGCAUUUUCAACAUGUCAAACAUCUAGAACAGUAGCUGCUCUGACUUGCCAUUCAAGGAAUAUGUUGCAGAAUAAAUACAGUACGAACUAUAAACGAUGGUUUAGCGAUCAAAAACCUGCUGAUUUUGAUCGAUUCAGCGAUGACCCCAGUACCAAUAACUCAACAGCAACAACUAGGGAUAUUGAAAAGACUGAGGAGGAGGAAGAAGACAGUUUAGAAGAAAUAGAUCCCAAAGAUUAUCCUGAACUGUUUUCCAAAACGAAAGAAUGCUUUGAUGAUAGUAUUGACGAAAGUGAUGCAGUGGAUACAGAAUGGUUUGUUGAUCCCGAUUACAACGAUUCCCAGCCUCUUUCAGAGGAAGACUUUAUACCUUUAUGGCAACGGCGGGCUGUCGAAGGUGCUGUUAGUAAACAUCUUGAGAACCGUUUAGCCCUUCAACAAGCUUCGCAAAAACUUAUGGAAACCGGCACUCUCACCGCUGAUACCAUCAAAAGUCUUUUGGAGGAAAGUAACAUGGACGAUAUUACUGUUCUGGACGUACGACAAAAAUGUGAUUGGGCCGAUAGCAUGAUCAUUGCCUCAACUGAUAAAGGAAACAAGUAUUUGAACUCUAUUGCUGAGCAUGUAAGAGGGGUAGUAAAGAAAGCGAUACAGGCCCACCCUGAAACAUUAAAAGAGCAGGCUUUACCAAGGAUUGAAGGAAAGGAAGAUCAGUCAGGUUGGGUGUUGGUAGACUUGGGACGUAUUGUGGUGCAUUUAUUUACACCAGAACAAAGACAACAUUAUCAAUUGGAGAAGUUGUGGCAAGAGACGAUAUCGACAGAUCCUACGCAGCCUAUGUCACUUGAAAAUAUUGAAAAAGCGGCAAAAUAAGUUUAAAAACUUGAAGAUCUUAGUUACUGUUUCCUAAUGUAUUUAUAUUGAUUGUAACCAUUAUAGACUGAUUUUUUUUUUUUUUUAUUU
Mycotypha africana is the source of this 1116-nucleotide messenger RNA. RefSeq names its product Oligomerization domain-containing protein. The transcript has a single exon. Gene Ontology annotation, biological process: negative regulation of ribosome biogenesis; negative regulation of translation. The coding region runs from base 91 to 1026 and encodes 311 amino acids. NCBI's taxonomy places the organism in Eukaryota, Fungi, Mucoromycota, Mucoromycetes, Mucorales, Mycotyphaceae. The record is from RefSeq and is a predicted model, not a curated record. Gene Ontology annotation, molecular function: ribosomal large subunit binding.